This is a messenger RNA of Brachypodium distachyon (stiff brome), 3510 nucleotides long. Its product is annotated as PH, RCC1 and FYVE domains-containing protein 1. The transcript has 5 exons. The record is from RefSeq and is a predicted model, not a curated record. Gene Ontology annotation, molecular function: metal ion binding. NCBI's taxonomy places the organism in Eukaryota, Viridiplantae, Streptophyta, Magnoliopsida, Poales, Poaceae. Bases 473 to 3208 code for a protein of 911 amino acids.
GAGAGAGAGGGGCUGCAGCAGAGUAGGCAGAGCAAGGCAACGCAAGAAGCAAAGCUGCCCUCUUUUUCCUCGUGCAGGCAAGACGACCAGGCAGAGAAGAAGAAGCCCGCAGCGAGCAGCAGCAGCUCAGCGCUCUCUCUCUCCUCUCGUCUCCGCCGCUCCCUCCGGUCUCAUCUCCCUCCUCCGCCCACUCCGCCUCCUCCUCGAGAAGCAAGGCCGGGACUCCCCGCCCGGCGUGCGGCCGCCGGCGGCCUGGCUGCGCCGCCCUCCCCAGUUCGGCCGGAUCUUGGAGGAGGAGGAGGGCCGGCGAAGUAUCUAGGGUUUCAGACGAUCUCGGCCCGCUCCUCGGUUCCUGUCCCCCCUCAGGUCGUUCGAUAUUUGACAAUCGUAUUAGUCCUCUGUGAUAGCAGUCCAUAUGUAUCGGUGCUGUUUUUAGAACUCCAUAGUAUCUUGGGGAUCAGAUGCGACAGAUAUGCCCACUAAAGGGGUCUCUUCAGAUGUUAUCAGAGUAAGCACCUCUAGUGCCCCUAGUACGUCGAGUCAUGGUUCUGCACAAGAUGACUGUGAUUCCUCAGGCGACGUGUAUGUGUGGGGUGAAGUUAUUUGUGAAAACUCUGUAAGAGCUGGUUCUGAUGCGGUAAUCAGGUCAACUGUGCGGCAUGAUGUCCUAUUACCGAAGCCCUUGGAGUCCAAAUUAGUUCUUGAUGUGUAUCAUGUGGAUUGUGGGGUCAAGCAUGCUGCUUUGGUCACAAAAAACGGGGAAGUCUUCACAUGGGGUGAAGAAUCUGGAGGACGCCUUGGCCAUGGAUCACGAGAAGAUUAUAUUCACCCCAGUCUAGUCGAAUCAUUAGCAGUUAGCAAUGUGGAUUUUGUUGCUUGUGGGGAGUUCCAUACUUGUGCUGUGACAACAGCUGGGGAGCUGUAUACCUGGGGAGAUGGAACACACAAUAUUGGACUUUUAGGCCAUGGUACGGACUUAAGUCACUGGAUUCCUAAAAGGAUUUCAGGAGCAUUGGAAGGCCAGCAAGUGGCUUAUGUUUCUUGUGGAACCUGGCAUACGGCCUUGAUUACAUCAACUGGACAGUUAUUUACCUUUGGUGAUGGUACUUUUGGAGUUCUAGGCCAUGGAAACCGAGAAAGCAUUCCAUGUCCAAGGGAGGUAGAAUCUUUAUCAGGGUUGAAAACGAUUGCUGUUGCAUGUGGUGUAUGGCACACUGCAGCCGUCGUAGAAGUUAUAGUGACUCAGUCAAGUUCAAGUAUAUCUUCUGGAAAGCUCUUCACAUGGGGAGAUGGUGACAAACAUCGACUUGGUCAUGGUGACAAGGAACCGCGAGUUAAGCCCACAUGUGUGGCUUCACUUAUUGAUUAUGAUUUUCACAGGAUAGCAUGUGGCCAUAGUCUUACCGUGGGUCUGACAACAUCUGGACAGGUAUGGGGCAUGGGUAAUACUGUUUAUGGCCAGCUUGGGAAUCCCCGCUCAGAUGGUAAGCUCCCGUGUUUAGUUGAAGAUAUUAUGGGUGAAAAUGUUGUUCAAGUUGCUUGUGGUUCCUACCAUGUUGCAGUUUUAACAGUUAAGAGUGAGGUUUUUACUUGGGGGAAAGGAGCCAACGGAAGAUUGGGCCAUGGAGAUAUAGAGGACAGGAAAAUACCUACACUGGUUGAGGUGUUGAGAGACAGGGGAGUUAGGCACAUAGCCUGUGGUGCAAACUUCACAGCUGCUAUAUGCCAACGUAAAUGGAUGUCAGGAGCAGAGCAGUCGCAAUGUGCUUCAUGCCGGCAACCAUUUGGGUUCACCCGAAAGAGGCAUAACUGCCAUAAUUGUGGACAUGUCCAUUGCAAUGCGUGCACAUCACGGAAGGUGCUGAGGGCAGCGUUGGCUCCUAACCCUGCAAAACCUUACCGUGUUUGUGAUUCCUGUUUCUUGAAAUUGAACAAUGCCAUUGAUUCUAGCGCAGUUAAUAAGAGGAAAGAGGCUGUGCCUCGCCACUCCGGUGAAAGCAAUACUGAUGCGAAAUUAGCUAAAGCAAUUAUUCCUAGUAACUUGGAUAUGAUUAGAAGUUUGGAUAGCAAGGCAGCAAAACAAGGGAAGAAAACAGAUGCGCUGUCAUUCCUUCGAAAUCCUCAAAUGAAUUCACUUCUUCAGUUGAGAGAUAUUGCUUUAUCUGGUGGAUUUGAUCUGAACAGACCGGUUCAAAAAACAGUUCGCACACCAGCAGUUCGAUCGGUAAACACUUCGAGGGCUGUUUCCCCUUUCUCUCGAAAGCCUAGCCCACCACGUUCUACCACACCAACACAUGGCCUUUCGAUCGCGAAAAGUGCUACUGAUAAUCUCACGAAAAAAAAUGAGAUGUUAAAUCAGGAAGUUGAAAGACUCCGUGGACAGGUUGAUAAUCUUAGGCACCGUUGUGAGCUCCAAGACCUGGAGUUACAGAAGUCAGCUAAGAAAGUACAAGAGGCCAUGACGCUGGUUGCAGAGGAAUCUGGAAAGUCCAAAGCUGCAAAGGAAGUCAUAAAAUCCCUAACAGCACAGCUCAAGGAUAUGGCUGAAAGACUGCCUCCAGAUCCGGGAGCCUAUGAUGGCAAUGAUGCAAAGCAGUCACAGUUUCCAAAUGGAAUUGAGUCUCAUGGUUCUAUUUACUCUAGCAUGAAUGGGAUUCAUCAGCCACGAAAUGAGUCUAUCCAUGCUUUAAACAUGCCUAGCCUGAACAGUGGACGAGCCUUGCACUCAAAUGGAAUUUCUGGUCAACAUAAAUCACCAGGUAAUAAUAUUAGUGAAAAUAACGAAGUGAGUGCUCACAGACAUAGGGUUUCAAGUCCUCAUGAUGCUGAGCAUUCAAAUCGAAGAGGGCACGACAGUGGUGAUGAAUUGUUCACUGCAAGCCGUAGAGCGGGUGAUAGUGCUAGCAUGGAUACCAUGUCCCUUCAAAAUGGUGAGGACGGUUACAAAUCUCGAGGCACGGUAUCACUGUCCGGUAACCAAGUUCAGGCUGAGUGGAUUGAACAGUAUGAACCAGGUGUAUACAUAACAUUGAUGACGCUUAUUGACGGGACUCGGGAUCUGAAGAGGGUGCGCUUCAGUCGAAGACGGUUUAGCGAGCAUCAAGCAGAGAACUGGUGGAACGAGAACCAUGAAAAGGUUUAUGAACGGUACGACGUGAGGAGCUCUGAGCGAGCAUCAUCGGCUGCAUCGACCCGGUCAGCCAGAUGACCUGAGGACUGACUUGCUGCCUAGCCGAUCAUCCGAGCUUCAUUUUUUCUCCUGCAAUGUCGAUAGUUUAUUCCUUGUUCCGCAAUUGGAUCAUCCAUUCAGGCAGGCAGGCAGGCAUAAUACAAGGGUUUUGUAGCCCUGCCCUGUGCCCUGGAUGUAAUGUAAAUAUAGAGCUGCCAAAUGCUAGUCUGGGAAAGAGGAGUGGAGGGUGUGUUUGAGAUCCAGCCUCCUCUUUCCCCCAAUUCUGUAGCCAAUUCAGGAGUAACAUUCAUAAAAUUUCUCUAGCCAUCUUCCAAAGUUUC